GUAAGCGUUUGUUUUUUAUAAUAAUAAUAAUCGUUUCUAAAACAACAAAUAUACAUAUGUACUUUAUUAAAAGGUACAUGUAUUAGUUGAAUAAAAGUUGUGUUUAGAAAUAAUUUGAAUAUAAUUUUAAAAAACAUAAAAAGAAAAGUACUCAAAAACAGAAAUGUCAAAUUAGAACCACGUUCCUAUUGUCCCACGAUACAUCCUUUUAUAUGUAGACAAAAUUUGAGAAGAUAGAAAGAAGCAAAAAUGGCUUCCCUGCCCAUCUUGACUGUUCUUGAACAGGCACAAGUAUCACCACCAGAGGCCACUGUAGGCGAUAGGUUGUUACCACUUACUUACUUCGACUUCUUGUGGCUAGCCCAACCUCCUAUUCACAACAUAUUCUUUUACGAGCUCUUCAUGACACAAACUCAAUUCAUUCAAACCAUUAUUCCCAACCUCAAACACUCCUUGUCCAUCACUCUUCAACAUUUUUUUCCAUUUGCUGGUAACUUACUUGUGUUUCCUACAUCUGCCAAAAAGCCCGAAAUCCGCUAUGUUGAGGGUGAUUCUGUCGCAGUUACUUUUGCAGAAUCUAACCUUGAUUUCAACGAACUCACCGCAAACCAUCCCCGAGAUUGUGAGAAGUUUUACCAUCUUAUACCUCCACUAGAUCACGUUCAAAAAACUUCAGAUUCCACAAAGAUCCCGUUGUUCUUCGUUCAAGUGACACUCUUUUCAAACUCUGGAAUAUCUAUUGGGAUGACAAAUCACCAUUGCCUUGGUGAUGCUAGCACCAGGUUUAAUUUCUUGAAGGCGUGGACAUCGAUUGCUCAAUCUGGUUCUGAUGAGUCGUUUCUAGCUAAUGGAACGAUGCCGUUUUAUGAUAGACUGAUCAAAAACCCUAAACUUGACGAAAGUUAUCUAAAGUUUGCUCGACUUGAAACAUUCAAAGAGUAUCAACCUCCCAAACUUGAACCAACAGAUAAAGUUCGAGCCACAUUUAUAUUGCCUCGGACCGUGCUCCUUAGAUUAAAAGAAUUGGUGACGACACAAGUACCAACAAUAGCAUACGUAUCAUGUUUUUCUGUUGCAUGUGCUUAUAUAUGGAGUUGCAUAGCGAGUAGUACACAUGAGAAUGAGCUGCAAGUGUGCGGUUUCGCGAUCGAUUGUAGAGCGCGAAUGAAUCCCGCACUCCCAGCAAGCUACUUCGGCAACUGUGUUGGUUGGUGUUAUGUUCCGGCACAAAGCAAAGUAUUAACGGGAAAAGAAGGGUUCGUGACUGCUGCAAAACUGCUUGGAGAAAGUCUACAUGAGAGAUUGACUGAUAAAGAUGGAAUCAUGAAAGAUAUAGUAUUUGAUGACUUGUUUUCCAGUGGGGUUCCUCCUACAAUAAUUGGGAUUGCUGGAACACCAAAGCUUAAGUUUUAUGAUAUGGAUUUUGGGUGGGGAAAGCCCAGAAAGAUUGAAACUGUUUCUAUUGAUUAUAGUCAAUCGGUAUCCAUGAAUGCAUGCAGAGAAAAGGAUGAGGAUUUGGAAAUUGGUCUUAGCCUUCCGAUCAAUCAGAUGAAGUUGUUUGUCAAUACAUUUGAGGAAGGCUUAAAACCAUACGUUUAGGCCAUCUGUAGUCAUAAAGCUGCGCGUUAUGUGACACGUGUCGUGUCACGUCACACAAGGGCUUUAUGGGACGUUAUGUCAUUAUAGCCCGUAGUCAUAAUUUUCAUUUUUAUUAAUUAAUUAAAAAACACUUUACUAUUUUUGAUUGGUCAAAGUUUUAAAACUCCUCUCCAUCAUACCGCUAUCACCAUACCGCCCCCACCAUUUUCUUCCCCAUAGCGCGCGCCGCCCGUCGUAGUAUUCAGAGUGCUAUGGGGCGCUAUCAGACAAAAAAACCCAAAGAUAACGCCACAGUAUGGAGUAACUUAGAUUGACGAUAGAUUACAUACAUUGUUUUUGUCUGUUACUUUGUUUUCCUAUUUUGUAGGUCUUUAUUGUGGUGGUUGUGAUUCAUAAAUAAAAUUUCGUAUUUUCGUGGUCUU
Molecule: messenger RNA, 2021 nt
Organism: Helianthus annuus (common sunflower)
Lineage: Eukaryota; Viridiplantae; Streptophyta; Magnoliopsida; Asterales; Asteraceae
Product: malonyl-coenzyme A:anthocyanin 3-O-glucoside-6''-O-malonyltransferase
Exons: 1
Coding region: 250-1599 (449 amino acids)
Source: RefSeq, a predicted model, not a curated record